AUGAAGCAUCCAACUCUUCUGAAUUUGCAGAUACUUGAUAGUUUUGGAAAUUUUGAGAUAGGUAGAGCUAAACAAUUUUCACCGUUAUCAGCUGGAAGUCAGGGCUCAUUUGCUGAUUCAACCCUUUCCUCAUCUUCAAAUCUACGUCCAUCAUAUUAUUCCAUUAUAGAGGAUAACGAUACUUAUUUGACAUCACAAAUAUUAGCAUAUGCCUCUAAUAUUCAAAAUGCAUCAAGAGAUGUUGAUGAUAAUCUUAUAAUUAAUAAUUAUACAAUAUCAGAUUCGUUGGGGAAAGGUCAAUUUGGGAAAGUCUAUAAAGCAUGUGUGUUGAAGUCUCAUGAUAGUUCUACAGGAAAGAAAUUGGUCGCAAUAAAAGUAAUAGGAAAGAAGCCGAUGAAUAAUCAACAAUAUUCAAUGAAUCAAGUACUAAGGCAACUCGCCAUUUGGAAAAGUAAGAAUUUAAUUAAUAAAGACCAUAAUUUGACACAUGAACAAGUUGUAAUGUUAGUUAAUCUGCAUAAAAUUAAAUAUGAGCUAUUUGUAUUAUCGAAAUUAAACAAGUCAGAUAACGUUAUUAAACUUAUAGAAUUUCUAGACUCUCCACAUUCAAAUAAAAUAUGGAUAGUUAACCAGUAUUGUGACUUAGGUGAAUUGCAGUGGAAGAGAAACCAUCCAGGCGACGUGUUACCACAAUGGAGACAGUUUUUAUCGAGGUCUCAAGAAUCACUUGAAAAUGAGAAUGUACUAAAUGUAUUUGCAGAAAAGUUUACAAUCGACAUGACUGCUGGGCUAAUGUAUUUGAAGGAUAAUGGUUGUAUCCAUAGAGACUUGAAACCAGCAAAUGUAUUAUUAGACUCAAUUGAAAUGAAAUUUAAGAUUUCUGACUUUGGCUGCAGUGUUAUUGACCCAGCAUUCAUGUUCAUAAAAGAUGAUAAGGAAAACACUUUACAGAAUUGUUUUAAGACAGAAAUAAAAAAAAUUGUAGGGACGCCUGCAUUUAUUGCCCCUGAACUUUGCUCAUAUUAUUCAGAAGAUAACCAAGUAGAUAAGUCAUCCAGUGCAAUUAGCACGAAUGACCUUGAAUUUGACCAUUUUAGCAUAGACAUGUGGUCAUUUGGUGUAACAUUAUACUGUAUUCUAUACAAUGAACUACCGUUUUUUGGAGAUAAUGAAUUUGACACUUAUAAAAGAAUCGCUAAAGUUGAAUUAACGAUAACGCAUCGUGGGGAUUGGAUUGAGGAACUAUUGAUUAAUAAAAUUCUGGUCAAAAGUCCGAGUGACAGAAUCACAAUAGAUUCUCUUUAUAAUAAAUUAAUUGGAGUUAAUUCAAAUGGAAAACUCAACUUAGACAGAGAUACAGAUUUAAAAAAUGUUGACAAUAACAAUUCUUCAAUUUUCAGAAGUAAGAAGGAAACACCCUUGAAGUCACAGAAGAACAAAGUCAAAGGAUUGUUUCAAAAUAUUUUGAAUUUUAAUUCAAUAAAAAGUAAUAAUUCACAGAAUAAAUUUAACGGUAAGGGAACUAUUAUUCCUAAAGAGACUGUCACCUUACCAACCCCGCCACAGAUGUCAUUUGGUUAUGGAUCAGAACCAGGAGAUGAUGAAGACCUCUAUUCAUCAUACUCUAGUCCAAAUAUGAAUAAUUUUCCCAAUAGAAUUUCGAUAGAAAAGCAAUUAGAAGUAUUAUCCAUAUCUUCCUCAGAAGCUUCAUCAUUUGGGUCCACGCUUGAACCACCAGUCCCAAUGGAUAAUUAUGAAAAUGAAAUGAGUAAAAUCGAUGACAAUAUACCGGGACAUUAUCCAGUUGUAAGUUCUGAUAGGAGUACACCUGAAAAGGCAUUAUAUCAGAUAUCAUCCACAUCUAUGGUGGAACUUACACCCACCAAAAAAAUUAUAGACGAAGGUGCAGAUUACUCACCUGGUAUAAGACAAGGUUUAUCUCUUUUCAAUCAGUUUUCUAGAAGUGAGGAGAUGCUUCCAUCAACAAUUAACAGCACACCAAUACAAGUUCAUACACAUCUAGCAAAACACAAACAACAAGCACACAAUGUAUUUCAAAGCAAAAGUAAACUUGCACAUUCAAAAAACGUAAUGAAUUUCAAAGAUAUACUAAGUGGCACGUCUGAGGAGGUUAGAGAUAAUAACAUAAAACAAGCUACUGAUAAAGAGUAUCUUAACAAGUCGGCAUCAAAUAAGAGGAAUACAGUCGACGCCUUCAAAGAAUUCCAGAAUUAUUUCAAGUAUAUGGAAUAA
Molecule: messenger RNA, 2253 nt
Organism: Tetrapisispora phaffii CBS 4417
Lineage: Eukaryota; Fungi; Ascomycota; Saccharomycetes; Saccharomycetales; Saccharomycetaceae
Gene: ELM1
Product: serine/threonine protein kinase ELM1
Exons: 1
Coding region: 1-2253 (750 amino acids)
Biological process (GO): peptidyl-serine phosphorylation; autophagy; protein autophosphorylation
Cellular component (GO): autophagosome; cytoplasm
Molecular function (GO): protein serine/threonine kinase activity; ATP binding
Source: RefSeq, a predicted model, not a curated record